UGAGGAGGCGGUACGGGGGCCCAUGGCAGAUUACGGGCCUGGCAGCAGCAUGAGGAGGCGGUACGGGGGCCCAUGGCAGAUUACGGGCCUGGCAGCAGCAAUGGGAGGCCAUACAGCACCCUAUGACAAAAUGGAACCCACCAGCAGUGUGAGGAGACCUGAAAGUGGCACAUGGCAGAGUGUGGCGAUGGAGACAGCAGCAAUGGGAGGCCGUACAGGGACCCAUGACACACUCUGGACCUGGCAGCAGCAUGAGGAGGCGGUACAGGGGCCCAUGACAGAUUACGGGCCUGGCAGCAGCAUGAGGAGUCGGCGGUACAGGGGCCCAUGGCAGAGUGGGGUUUACGGAGCGUAAGCUGCUAAAAUUGAAUGGGCCAUACAGAGGCCUAUGUUUAAAAAGUCCCCCCAGCAGCAGCGUGGGGAGACGACUAUCAAGAGUCCAAUGGCAGAGUGGCGGAGCAGAAGCAGCUUCAAUUGAAGGCCAUAACACAGGCCUAG
Messenger RNA from Staurois parvus, 498 nucleotides. The record is from the annotation of a GenBank genome assembly. NCBI's taxonomy places the organism in Eukaryota, Metazoa, Chordata, Amphibia, Anura, Ranidae.